This is a messenger RNA of Nerophis lumbriciformis (worm pipefish), 2442 nucleotides long. The record is from RefSeq and is a predicted model, not a curated record. NCBI's taxonomy places the organism in Eukaryota, Metazoa, Chordata, Actinopteri, Syngnathiformes, Syngnathidae.
AUGAGUCAUAAAUGGUGUCUCAGUUCCUGGAUGAAACUAAACAGAACAUCUUACUCAUGGCACCCUAGCAAAUCUGCAUCCUUACCUUUUUCCUCCUCAGGUACUCUGUACUUUUCACUCAAUGUCCAGAACCCUUGUUAUGGGAGGGCGGCCCACCUCAGUCAGAAGCACAUCCUCCACUCGAGGCUCCAGGCUCAGACAGCUUGGCUCUACAGGGCUAACCAGUUCGUGAGGCAGAAGCUUGGGCUCCACACCAGUGGCCUUUGUUUGAACACUUCAGCGUCACGCUGGUCUACAGGUCUUAGCCAACACAUGUCUCGUGUAAAGAACACAUUGGACACAGUUUCCAAAGCUGUGACGCAAACGGACCUUCUCUCCAAAUUUUCCCGACUCAAAACUAAUAAGGGUGGAAAAAAUGUGCCAUCGACACCAGAAUCAAAAGUUGUGGAAACCACUUCUGUUUCUACUGGUCCUCCUAAGCAUCCAGUGAGCGCAUCACCUAGUUGUUCUAGUAUGACACUGGACACAGCUGCCACGGCUCCUUCUUCUAUUCAGACUCAAAACAAUAUGCAAGCCAGCGCUGCUGCUGCUGCCGUUAUGACAGCAAGGGAAGUUAGGGAGAACAAACCCAGACAUGUUACCUCACCCGUCAAGCCAAACAAGCCUGAACAGUCAUCCAUUGAGAGCGAGAGUCUGCCUUCCAAUCAACCUCCUGCGCUUUUUCAUCCCAGUAAAUUUUCAGUCAACCUGGAUGAAACCUACAAUUACCUAGCCAAUCACAUCAAUUCCUAUUUUGGCAGCAGUACACAUAAAAAAGAUGAUGCAUUAUCUAAAACCCCUGCUCAGAGUCUACAAACAAGUAACCCUGUGGACAAUAAAGUAGACCAUAGUUCUGCUGCACCUGCAUCACCCAAGAAAGGCAUCGGUCAUUACCUGUCCUACUCUGCUCCCACCGUGCAAGCUUUUGUGGGGAGUUACAUUGCCCCCUUGGUCCCCAAGUUCAGGACGGGUGAUACUAAAAGUGCCACAGAUGAAGUAUCGAAGAUGGACAAUUCUCCAGUGAAGCAAGUUGAGGCAUCUGUCAGUAAAGAGCAGAAAGCUGUAGAGGAGAAGGCAAAGAAACUACUGGUACAAAGGGAAAAGAUCAUCGCCAGGGUGAGCGUGGACAAUCGAACUCGGGCGCUGGUUCAAGCGCUUCACAGGGCCACCGACGUAAGGGUCUACAUAAGUAGGGUGGAGGACCUCAGCUACCAUCUGCUGGAGUUUCCCGAGACUUGUGGAGUCGCAGUCAAGGAAAAGGUAAUCCCCUGCCUGCUGCGUUUGCAGCAGGCCAGCGACCCUGGAUUGAGGGAAGCGGUCAGAGAAGCUCUUACGCUGGUGGGCUACACUAAGCCUGUGAAAGGCCGUGGCAUACGCAUCCUGUCAAUAGACGGGGGAGGGUUAAGGGGACUUCUUGCCCUUCAGACUUUGCACAAGUUGGAAUCCUUGACCGGCAAACCCAUUUACAAACUCUUCGAUUAUAUUUGUGGUGUCAGCACAGGUGCAAUCCUUGGGUUCAUGCUGGGCAUUUUCCAACUCCCGCCCGGAGACUGUGACGAUCUUUACCGCAAGUUGGGCUCAGAUGUUUUUAAGCAGAAUGUAAUUGUCGGCACGGUUAAGAUGGGCUGGAGUCACGCUUUCUACGACAGCGAAGCUUGGGAGACCAUGCUCAAAGAGAAAAUGGGUUCCCACCUACUUGUAGAGACUUCUAGAAACCCGGAUUGUCCUAAAGUGGCAGCAGUGAGUGCGAUUGUAAACCGAGGCACUCCUCUGAAGGCCUACGUGUUCAGGAAUUACAACCUGCUGCCAGGUGUGCGCUCCCACUACCUUGGGGGCUGUCAGCACCAGCUCUGGCAGGCCAUCCGCGCCACAUCGGCAGCCCCCGGGUACUUUCAGGAGUUUCCUUUGGGGAGUGAUCUCCAUCAGGAUGGAGGUUUGCUCAUCAACAACCCCACAGCUCUGGCCAUCCACGAGUGCAAAUGUCUUUGGCCCAAUGCGCCCCUGGAGUGCGUGGUUUCUGUUGGCACUGGCCGAUUUGAAACGGCAGGCAAGAGCAACAGCGGCACUUACACGAGUCUCAAAACCAAAAUCACCAAUGUCAUCAGCAGCGCCACAGACACUGAGGAGGUCCACGCCAUGCUGGACGGCUUCAUGCCAGCCGACGUGUACUUCCGCUUCAACCCUUACUUGAGCGAGGACAUCUCUAUCGACGACAACCGCCAGGACAAGCUGAACCUGCUGCAGGCCGAGGGCUUACGCUACCUUGAGAGAAAUGAAGAGAAGCUGCGCAAGGCCGCAUGCAUCCUCACCAGAGAGAAGGGCACCGUGCAGAGGUUGGCAGAGUGGGUCAGGACCAGGGCCGACAUGUAUAACUCAUUAACAUGGAACUCUUUUAGGUUUUAG